GAGCAUCAUUGCAAUUCAGUGAACUGAAGUAGCGUAUCUGUGUGUGUACAGUGUUUAAAAAAAAAAAGUGUACUUACUUCCUAACAUUUUUCGCUCAAUGUGUCGUUAUGCUCUCUUGGAUUCAUUUAAUCUCCAGACCAUCUCAGUUUUCGCGCUAUUAUCGUUCAAGUGCUGGGAUUUUUAUAAUAUGAUCUCAGUUAUAAUUGACAGCGGUUUAUUUUCAUCGGGUCGCGCGCGUUGAGCCUAAUGUAAACAAACCCCGGUCGGAAGUCACAGAUUAAGUGAAUUUAGUUCACGAAUUCACCUGAAAUCACCGUCAGAGGCUUGAACCGUGUGUCGGAGUCCGUGGGAAAUGUCUUUGUCGUGUUCCCAGGCUCUGGACUGAAGUUUAAGCCGUUUAUUUGAGUGUGUGAUUCUCUGUCUGAUUCGUCUCGAGGCCUCAGAUCUGUGGAUGAGGAAGUGAACGGACCGAGCUCACCCAGGAGAAAGGAUCUCCUCUUUCCUUUGCUCCUGGGUGAAUCGGUGAUCUGUCAAAAUGGAUGAGCAGGAGGCCCUGAAUUCCAUUAUGCAGGACCUGGUGGUAUUGCACCGAUCCAGCCGACCAUCCGGUCUGUCUGACCUGGGCAAACCCAAAGCCUCCUCCCCCAAGAACCAGAAUGAUGUAAGGGUGAAGUUUGAGUACAGAGGAGAGAAGAGGAUCCUACAGUUCCCACGACCCGUUAGUCUGGAAGAUCUGAGCACCAAAGCUAAAGUAGCAUUUGGGCAGAGCAUGGACCUGCAUUACACCAAUAAUGAGCUUGUGAUUCCGUUGAGUACUCAGGAUGAUCUGGAUAAAGCCGUGGAGCUGCUGGAUCGCUCAGUACACAUGAAAAGCCUGAAAAUCCUGCUGGUGCUCCCUUCCUGCACUCAGAACUCCAGUAAGGAUCUGUUGCCUGCUCAAGAGAACUUAGACAACACAGACUUCAGAACCACAGAUAAAAAGAGCAUGCUGGCACUCAUAGGUUCUCAGUCAACAGAUCGCAGUUCUCCUCCUCCAGGCUAUAUUCCUGACGUCCUGCAGCAGGUGGCAAGAAAUGGCUCAUUCACCAGCAUCAACAGUGAGGGCGAGUUCAUACCAGAGAGCAUGGACCAGAUGCUGGACCCUCUGUCUAUGAGCAGUCCUGAGAAUUCUGCAUCAGGCAGCUGUCCUUCCCUGGACAGUCCACUCGAUAGUGAUACCUAUCCCAAAUCACGUAUGCCUCGAGCCCUGAGCUAUCCAGAUAACCAUCAGGAGUUCCCUGAGUACGAUAUUCCAGUGUUCGAGAAAACAGGGAAGGGAGGCACCUACCCAAGGCGAUAUCACAUCUCGCUUGGUCUGCAGGACUACAGCGAUGGGCGAAAGACGUUUCCUAGAGCACGACGGACACAGGCUCACGGUUUUCGUUCUCCGGUGAGUUUCAGUCCGACAGAACAGCGGAGCCCCAGCACCAGCAGUGGAAGCAGUAUCUUUACGCCUGAGCUAGAGGAACCUGGACGCAGACGGCGUGGCAGCGAUAUAGAGCCCAGCUCCAACCCAACUCUAUCAGUGAUGGACAUCAGCCCUCCCAGCCGCUCUCCUCGGGCUCCAACAAACUGGCGUCUGGGGAAACAUUUGGGACAAGGAGCAUUCGGACGAGUGUUUCUCUGCUACGAUGCAGACACUGGCCGAGAACUCGCCGUUAAACAGGUCCAGUUUGACCCGGACAGCCCUGAGACCAGCAAGGAGGUGAGUGCCCUGGAGUGUGAGAUUCAGCUGCUGAAGAAUCUCUUCCAUGAGCGCAUCGUUCAGUACUACGGUUGCUUGCGGGACACACAUGAAAGAACGCUCUCUAUCUUCAUGGAGUACAUGCCUGGGGGCUCCAUUAAAGACCAGCUGAAAUCAUACGGUGCUCUAACGGAGAAUGUCACACGGAAAUACACACGGCAGAUAUUGGAAGGCGUGUGCUACCUGCACAGUAAUAUGAUUGUCCACAGAGACAUCAAAGGUGCCAAUAUCCUCCGAGACUCUGCAGGUAACGUGAAGCUGGGUGAUUUUGGAGCGAGUCGGCGACUCCAGACCAUUUGCCUGUCCGGAACGGGCAUCAAAUCAGUGACAGGAACACCUUACUGGAUGAGCCCUGAGGUCAUUAGUGGAGAGGGCUACGGAAGGAAAGCUGAUAUCUGGAGCAUCGGCUGCACUGUAGUGGAGAUGCUGACUCAGCGGCCGCCCUGGGCAGAGUACGAAGCAAUGGCAGCCAUUUUCAAAAUCGCCACACAGCCCACCAACCCCACUCUUCCACCUCACGUGUCGGACCACUGCCGUGAUUUCCUUAAACGGAUUUUUGUGGAGACAAAACAGCGACCUGCUGCUGAGGACCUAUUACGGCACACUUUUGUCCACUAGCCACUCCCCCUUUUAUCUCUGACCAAUCAGAGACUUCCUUAAGUGUCUGUAGGAUCGUCGCCUUUUGAGACUCCCCUCACUGGACCAGAGCACGUAGGGAUGGCAAACAAGACGGCAACGUCCUAAAUCUCACAUCUCUACUGGGGCAGGAGGGUGAUUUGAAAAAGCUUGAUUCUGUAUGAAAACAUUGCACCUUAUUUUCACUUAGGGGUAAGCACCCCUUAAGACAAACGGAUAUCGGUAUUGCUAAAGACUAAAAGUUCUUCUUUUGUUGAAAUGAUCUGAUAUUCCCCAUGAUUGUGGAGAGAGAGCCUUAGCUCUGGGGAGUCCAGUUGGAUUCUGGAUGCACUGGGUUAAUGCAGGAAGAUCUUGGAAUGUCAACCCCAGAACAAGGCAAGUACGCCAAAACGCUGCUAAUGGUUAAAUGAGGAAAAAAAAAAAAAAAAGAAGAAAAUAAGAGAUGACAGAAUGUGUGGGUUUCUCCAGCCCAGCUGUCAUGGCGCUUCUAUAAGUUCUCAUAUUCUUGCACAGUCCUCAUAGAACAUGUACAGUAGGGUCCAACAAUCUGAGACUACAUUGAAAAUAUGGGAUUAAACAAGAAUAAAUCUGGAUAUAAACAAUGUUUAGGGGUUUUGUGUAUUUUAAAACAUAGAAAAGUAAAAUUAAGAAGAAAUAUUUUUGAUUUUCACCAUUUCUAUGUCACUAAUCAGAUGUAAGCAAAUUUGUGACAUUGACCUUUGUAUAAAAGUUCAGAUUUCCUUGCUUCCAUUGAAGCACACAAGAUGCUCUUGGGAACAUUCUCAAAUCGUCCUGGGUUAACAUGGGUCAUCAGGUUUUGCACAAACUUGCGGAGUCCAUGCCAGCUCAAGUGCAAGCAAAAAGGGGGACAUUAUCAAAUACUAAGAAUAGCUAUUAUGCUAAUAAUACAAUUUGCAAUGAAAAAGAUUGUAUUAAAUUAGAAAAGAGUGCAAAAAAGAAGCAUUUCCACUAGUAGUCUCAGACAUUUGAACCACACUGUACAAACACUGAUCAAAGGUCUUACUAUACAAUAUUUAUUCACUAUGCUGUACAAACAUUAUGUUUGCUGGACUUUCCCCUCACUCUCUGAUUGCCGCCACAUACCACAGUGUACAUUCUCUACAGCUCUAGAAUCGUCAGGGUGUCGUAUCUCUGUUCUUUUCUACCGUCUGAUUUGUUUCUGUCUUCACUGCGUGCCUUUUUAAAAAACGUCCUUCCUGGUUUUUGUAUUCUGCAUCAGUAUCCAAUCAUUUUUCUAGAAUUUUAGAGGUUUAAUGUAUAGAUACUCACGAGUCUUUCUGACUUUGGCCUGUACAGGAUUUAGUAACGCUCGGCUCUUCAUACUGUUUCUAGGUCGGCAUAAGCAGAAUAACUCUGCCUUCUUUCCCCAAGGUCCCUCUGCUGGUUAACUGACCUCAGGUCAGAUUCACCUGUGCAUUCUCUCAACACAAUGCCGUACAUUUCAAUCUGAUCAAAUGCAGGUUGAAUACACACACACUCACCAAAGCGAAACACCCAGACCACACAGAUAGGUUUUAGUGCCUGGACACAACUGCCAUACAAAGCCAAAAGGCGGUAACUAUGCCAACACUGAGAAUGAGGAAAAAUGGUUUCAAAGUUUGGUUGUCCAGCCUGAAUAUAAAAUAGUCUCACUCAAUUUUCUCUGAAUAUGAGCAAAGUUGAGCCAAACCUGUGACAGAUCAUAGUCUAAGAGACGUGAUUUUGGUCCGAGCUCAUAAAAUAACUCAUAAAUGGUUGUAAGGGAGUGGGGGGGGGGCAGAAUUGGGAAAGGACCUCGAGCCAGGACUCAAACUCUGGUUUCCCGUGUUGCUAACACACCAUUUGUCGGCGCACUGGUCAUAAACAACUCAUGGUCAAAGCUCAGUUUUGACAAAAUUUGUAGUUGGUGCUUUUGCCUUUGCAGGACAGAGUAGAUCAUCAUAUUACAGUAAGAAUCGCUGUAAUUCCAGUAUGAUCAUAGAGCGGUAGAUUGUACUGAAGAAAUGGAUUGCUCUCUUUAUGAAAACGGCAAUGUAAGUGCAUUUCUUGUGAAGACUACACAACCUAGAUAAUUUCAGUUGAUAUUCUCUUAACCAGAAGUCUUAUAAGUUUCCUGCUGAUGUUCCAAUUCUUCAGAUGACAGUGUUCUUGUCAGAGGUUCACACUCUAAUGUAUUUUCAGUAAAGUCAACAUAUGCAGAAUUUCACAAUACGUAACGAUACUCAGCACUUAACAGUACUUAACGGUCUGCCUAUGAAUUAGCCUCACUAUCCCAUGAUGCCUUGGGACAGGACAUUUCACCCGUUCACACACUCGGUUACACACACUCAGCUGCAGUGCGAACACUCCUGGAUAUUUGAGUGAGCUGUCUUUCACAUUACUGUUUAAGAUAUGCUCAAAGAUCUCACUAUCUCUCCUUCAUGUAGUGCUGAAGUGCCUGCCUUCAGACGUAGGUGAAUACAUACCUUUUGACGUUACCUUUUUUCUUUUCCAUAAGCAAAUUUUGUUUAUGAUUUAUUUUCUUCUUUUCUGUUUUGUGUCUUAUUUUCUCACGAACUGCCUUUCUUAAUUAGAAAUAGAUUAAUUUUCCCCUCCUAUAAAGAAGAUGGUAUGGUACGGUACUUGUAUGGUGCUUGUAGUAUUCAUUCCCAUAAGUAUACAUUAAUUUAAUAAUCAUAGAAUAGAAACACAGACAUUUAAAAUUCAAUCCAAGCAGUAAUUUAAUGUAUUGCUUGCUUGCUUGCUUGCUUGUCAAAAUUACUGUAUUAAAACAAUAAACCUUGAUGUUUAAUAGGGUGAAUCUCAUGAAAACGUUUUUUAGGACUAUUACGCUGUUUUUGCUCAAAUCUUCUGCCGUUUGUUUAGUGGGCUUUUAAAAUAAUAUGGUCAAAUUGGCAGAUUCAAUUUACAUCAAGCUUUACUGGCAAGAUAAACUUAAGUGUACAUUGCCAUUGCAUUAUAAGACACUAUACAUGCAGAUAUAAAACAAAUUGAAUGCUGAAAUUAUUUUGCUGAAGUUAAAACUCUCAAAACUAUUAUUUUCUCUGCACACUCUCGCGUGGUUUCGCUUUUGACACUGGUUCAGAUGACAGUGAGUGACCGUUUUGGGGCAAAGCAGAAUGGCAGCUUUCCCAAAUCUCUCUCACACCUGGUUCAACGCUUGUGGGUUAAGUCUUCAUUUUCUGUACAGUAAAUCUGUUCCCGUGUUUAUUAUGCCACAGACAUGAGUCGCACAUAAUGAAUAAGUGUGCACUGCUCUACAGAAUCUGGGCCCAUAUUCACAAAAAAUCUUAAGGCUGAAAGUAGCUCCUAACGUGGAAAUUUAGGGGUGUGUCACUCCUAAUUUUAGGACUUGUAAAAUUUUAAUCUAAGAGUAAUUCAUGAAGCAUUUUAACACUAAAAGUAGCUCCUAAACCCAUGACAGCUUAGAAGUCGUCCUGAGGACUUCUAACUCCUUAAGAGUGACUCACAAACGAUCCAGAGCAUGCUGCUGUUGUCAGUCCACAUUAAAAACAAUAUAUUAGAAUAUUAUUAUGGCAUUGACUGUUUAAAAACGUAUCGCCUGAAUCACAGUUGAGUCUAAUGUAUUUUAAUGAUAUAAUAUAAUUAGAAAUAUUAUAAUCUAGCCAUUGACCUUUUAAAAAAGGUAUCGCCUGAAUCGCGAGGGUGUUUUCAUUAUUGUAAACUAGUUAGAGAUGCAAUUACCUCUGCCACAAACUGAAACAACCCAAUUACACCGGAGAUAAAGAUUAUAAAAACUCUGCACUCCCUGGACACAUCUAAAUAAAACUGUGUAGCAUGGAUGAAUUGGGAAUUUCUGUCAUCCGUCAGCAGAAUAAUCUAGAUUAUCAAACUGUAAAUGCCCUCUUCAGACCAUGCAUCGUUCGACAUUUCAUAGCGAAUUUUUUGCUGUGGAUGUGCGCUCGCUGAUGAGAAAAAAGGGGGCAUUCUCUGGGAAUCACAGCAAUCGCAGGGCUACCCAGUGUUUUGAUGCUAUUGACGGGAUGCAAGCUCGUUUCAUUACAUCAACACAGGAUUAAGAAAUGUUCAUCAACCGAAAAAAUAUCUCUGUAUCUGUGUGUGUGUGUGUGUGUGUGUGUGUGUGUGUGUGUGUGUGUGUGUGUGUGUGUGUGUGUGUGUGUGUGUCAUUGUCUGUCUUAGCUGACAAAUAGCUGUUCCCUGUCUACCAAUCACUGAGGGUUAUUUAAAAGAGCACGCUAAAAAAUGUGACAUCAUCCAUAGCAACGAAGUCAACUCUGCCUUACUCUUAUCUUAAGAUUUCCUUACUAAAACUUGCUCUUAGCAGUUUUGUGAAUAGGUUUAAAGCAAAGCCUCCUAGCUAGGAACUCUUUGGAUAACUCUUAGUGGUAAGAUAAAAAUCUUUGUGAAUACGGGCCCAGUUUUGGUGUUAUGAUGUGCAGUCGAGUCGAGCGUGUACCUCCUGGUAAUUUAUAUGCCAGUUUUAGCCACAGGAAAUGGGGGGAAAAACAGGAAGUGAAAAAAAAAUGGAUACUGCAUUAAUUGUUCAUUCUUUUAACAUGUUAAACAGUCAGCUAUUAAUCACAGAAAUUAAUUUUUUUUAAUUUCCCAUCCUUAAUAAUUAUUUCAGUUGUAAAGUACAAUUGUAAGUAUACAUCAUGAUAGUAUUUGUUGAACUAAAUUGAAUUUAUGCUGAUUUUAACUGAAAACAAUAAACAUAAAAACUAAGCCUGUCAAUUUAACAUGGUAAUUCAGUGCUUAUAAAAAAUAACGCUUUAAAAUGAAAGCAAUUGAUCAUGCCCCUUGAUGGUAAAUUCAGUCACAAUUAAAUAUUGAUGUAUGCAAUUAUUUGCGAUUUAAUUCCAUUAAUUAAUCGGGAUAUCAUGUAAUUAAUUCGAAAAACUUUAAUCAGUUGACAGCUCUAAAAAAAAUUAAUAAUAAAUAAAAAAAUAAAAAAAACGUUUUUUUCUAAACAGGAUGAUUUUCAUUGCUGAAUUAAAGUAAUUAGAAUAUGAUUUUUUUUUUUCUCCACAUUAUAAUGACAAUUUGGGGGGGAAGUUCGCUUAAUUGUCAUGAAAAUAAUGUCAAGAUGCAAAAAUGCUUUAAUGGUCCUAAAAAUAUACUUAAUAUUCUUCAUGCAAAAUAUAAUUUAUUAUUACUUCUCCUUUGAAUUUAGGGGUGAAAUAUGACCCUGACAUUUUCUUUCGUGAGAUUCAUGCUAUGACGCUCUCACUAUAGCAACAUAAAAAACCUCAAGCCAAUAGAAUGUGGUCACAUGAGUGAAGCUGUCAGUAGGGGUAGCUAUAGCAACGUCACCAGUAAACUGCGGCAUCACAUGUGGUACUUACUUGUCAGAUGGUAUAAUUACACUCCAAGCAAACGUUUGCAGUUUUGUUUACUGAUGGUGACUAAGAAAGUCUACCUCCAUUGUGUAGUUAAUUUGGAAUGAUUUCUUGAGACAUGGAAGACCUACUCACAAAUAAUAGACCUAUUAUAUUAGCAUUUGUCUUUCCAAGUCACCUUUGAGUCGUGACGACACUUGACUUGGCCUAUAGUCAUUUAAACAUGGGCAGGCUCACUUUGUAAGCCCCUUCCAGCUCUUUCUUUAAUGUCUUCAUUUUAUUUUGCCAUGUGAUGCAGACCCGCUCUUCCCAGCCUUGGGUUGCUGUGGCAGUAUUUGAAGGAAUUUCUCAGCACCCAAUGUAAUGAGCAAAAUUUCUGAUCCAUAGAGGUUUUAAAGUGCCAGUUUGUAGAACUAAACAAACACAUUUUAUUUAAGCAGCAAAAGCAUUACCCAUUCAGAUGUUGUACAAACAUACUACAAGAAAAGUAGUCAGUGUUUGUUUGUAAUGUAUGUACUGUUUCGAUUUUCCUAUUGAUGCUGAAAUGUUUGCACAUUUUGAGACCAUGGUUUUUACACUGAGUUUAAUACUUUUGCCAGUGAUUGUCAGUCAUUCUGUGUGUGUUUGUACAUGUGAUGUUCUUGCAAGAGUCUUGAAUGCUUUUUCUUCUUUUAAAAAGGAUCUGAGAUAAAAUGGUUGCCCUGGUUACCAGUUUUGUUAGCCAAGUUGGUGACAUGGUCACUCACUGAUAUAAAGUCUGCUCAUCUACCCAUAGUAAAUUGAAAUUCAUUGCUGAUGGUUGGCAGUGCCAAUGUCUGUCAACAAACAGACUUGUUAAGUUAACAUUCUUUUAUGGUUCUUUUAUGAAUUCCAAUAAUAACAUUCAAAUGCUUGCAGACUGGUGCCAAAGAAUCUGACUUGACCAACGUAACUGGUACCCUGGCUAGAUGAUGUUGUAAUGUGCAAACUAGGAAACUUCCUACAUGAAUGUAAUGUCAGAUUAUAUAUAUAUAUAUAUAUAUAUAUAUAUAUAUAUAUAUUUUUUUUUUUUUUUUUUUUUUUUGCACCAGUAGGUGGCAUUAUUCAACUGCUUGUCUGUGUAUAAAUUCUAGGAUUCUAGAAAUACUUUUCCAAUAUAACAUUAGAGCUCUGUAGCUGCAGAACUCACUAUGUUUAAUGUGUGAAAGUCACAACCUUUGACAAGCUCUUCCUCAGCUCAGUCCAACCCUCCCCGCGGCCCAACAUGCCGUACUGCUGCCACUCCAGGGUCAUGAAUGCACUUUGUAUUUGUUUGUGUGGGUGGGUAUAUUGUCUGAUAAAAGUGAGUGUGUCUGUGUGUGUUUGUCUGUUAUUCAAAUAAAGAGACUUCUUUUCUGUGUGACGGUUGAGUGAGAAUAUUGCCAGCGCACUCUGGCCAAAAUGCGUUGCGCCUCCUACAACUGAUAACAGAAAAGUAAAAAAAGACAAAAACAAAACCAGUUUUGAACUCUGAAAUUAAUUUUUUUGACAAUACUCUUAUCUGGUACAAAACUUAUAUCUGUUGUUUGUCCUCUUUGUCUAUUUUAUGAGAAAAGCCAUGUUUAUAAUUCAAUUUGGUUUGUGACCAAUAAGCCUGUUUAUAUCAAAUCUGUAUAUCAGUGGUAUGCAUAUUUUUUUAUAUAUAUUUUUUUUAUUUUUUCUUUGUUUUUAAACUCAAAAUUCUACACAUGAUUGGCAUCAGAAAGGCCCACUGAGGCAGUACUGAGCAGACUAUGUCCAGGAUGAGAUCAUGAGAUUGCCUAUGACAGCUGGCACUUUGUAAAGAGUUGCUAAUGAUAAUGAAAAUAAUAAUAAAAAAUAUUUAUUUCACA
Molecule: messenger RNA, 9590 nt
Organism: Myxocyprinus asiaticus (Chinese sucker)
Lineage: Eukaryota; Metazoa; Chordata; Actinopteri; Cypriniformes; Catostomidae
Gene: map3k2
Product: mitogen-activated protein kinase kinase kinase 2
Exons: 17
Coding region: 536-2401 (621 amino acids)
Biological process (GO): protein phosphorylation
Molecular function (GO): protein kinase activity; ATP binding; protein binding
Source: RefSeq, a predicted model, not a curated record